AUGAUCUCCGCGACGCGGGCGAGCGUGGGGACGACGACGAGCGCGCGAUCGGGUCGAGGGCGUCGAGCGGGCAUCGGUCUCGUUCUCGGUUCGUCGUUCGCGCGAUCGCGGGUUCGGGCUCGGAGCUCACCGGGGGAGAACUACAACCCACAGGUCGCCAUGGACGCCGCGCGGGCGAGCGAGAUACUCGGUUUGGGGCAGAACGCGACGAGCGACGAGCUCGUGAAGGCGCACCGAGAGAUGCUCGACAAGUACGCGGAGGACGAAGCCAAGUGCGGAGAGGUAGAGCGAGCGUACGACGUUCUGCUGAUGAAAUCGUUCAACAGGCGAACGAAGGGUGAUACGGUGGACAAAACGGUGAAGUACGCGGACGUGGUGCCGCCGAUCGAUAGGCUCGCGGCGGCGAUGCCGGCGUGGACGAAGGAAGCGGGGAGUGCUCUGCCGCCGGCGCCGCGGUUCUCAGCGCCGUCGCAAGCGUCGCUGAGCCAAACCGGGGCGCUCUUCGGCGUAAUCGCAGUCGUGACUUUAGUACAAGGAUUCGCCCAGCCGCAAGGCAUGGAUAAUCCGACGGGGUUGGAGAUAGCCGCAGCGCUCGGCGCCACAGUGUGGUUCAUGAACAAGAAACGAGUGUCUCUCGGUCGAUCCGCCGCGCUGGCUUUCGGCUUCCUACUCGUUGGCUCUCUUUUUGGUGGUGCUGUUCAGGAAUGGUUGCGCGUAGACAUCGUCCCGUUCGCGGGAAUCUCGUCGCCGUCGACGAUCGUGUCCGAGUUUGGCAUCUUGGCCCUCUUUUUCGCUGCGGCAUGCUUCGACUAG
Messenger RNA from Ostreococcus tauri, 813 nucleotides. Its product is annotated as Protein of unknown function DUF3353. NCBI's taxonomy places the organism in Eukaryota, Viridiplantae, Chlorophyta, Mamiellophyceae, Mamiellales, Bathycoccaceae. The transcript has a single exon. The record is from RefSeq and is a predicted model, not a curated record. Gene Ontology annotation, cellular component: chloroplast membrane. The coding region runs from base 1 to 813 and encodes 270 amino acids.